UGUUCUUCAAACGCGAAAAUUCCUACUCUCCUGAAGCUUUUGGUGAUAUUUUGAGGCUUGUUUGCUAGGUUUUCGAGGUAAUCUAUGCGAUUCUCAUCUGUUUGACCUCUCGGGAUUUGGCUUGUGAGCUUAUCUCCUCAAGUUUCAAAGGGCUUUCGUUUCAUGUGCGUACUAGGUUCGGCAUGUUGUAGUCGUGGCUUCAGACAUUUUACCAAUGGCUGCACAUACAGCGGCUCCAUUAUCGCUCAUGCAGCCGCGGAUGCAGGGAGUUCAUUUUAGUAAAAGAAGCUACAUUUCCAGGAGCCCAUUUAUAAAAAUUGCAGAAAGGAAGCUGUUAGGGAGUUGCAAAAUCAGAUUGUGCCAUUCACAGGAAUUUUGCAGCCUUAGUUCUCGUAGUUUGCUGAAUCUUGAAGCAUAUUUAACUCUAGGAGAGUCUUCCUGUAAGGGUACUUGCUUGGCGUCUUUGGCAGAUUUUGAUGGUGCCGCAGCUUCUGAAUGGGUCCCUAUAGGUGACCAUGUUCUUCUCAUGACCAGUAUAUUCCUUACAUAUAUGGCUGGAGUGAUUCCUGUUCAAAAUUCUGGUUAUUCUCCCAAAAAUAACAUCUUGGAGGAGAACCCGGAUUUUGGAACUUCACCAUCUUCUGGUAGGGAUAAGGAUUUUGGAGGUGAUUUGAAGUCUGUGUGGGAUGUAGUGAAGAGAAAGCUUUUAGAUUCUUUAGAUGCCAUCAAACAUGAAAGUAAACUUGGAAGUAAUAUCCUCAAUGCUAAGCAUCCCCAAGGAAAGCCCCCAUUGAGCUUGUAUGCAAUCUCUGAUGGUCCUCGGUUAAAUUUGCUCUGGGCAUGUUUUCAACAUCUCGAGGAAGAGGCAAACAAGAUCUCUGACACAAUCAACAUGGAUGACUGGAUGAUUGAUUUUGCUUAUGUUGUCCGCAAAGCAUGUCAAGCAGCAGGCACGUCUUGGCUACAGAGGGAGCUGCAUCAAGAAGACAACGAUUCUGACAAGGCAAUCACGCCAUUGCUGAUCAGAAAGUUGAACGAAGAGGACACUGUUUUGGACAAAAUAAGAAAAUCAGGCAAGGAAGAUUUGUACAGAGAAUUCUUAUAUUUUCAUAUAUUCGGGUCUCUCGGGAAAGAGAGCUGCUAUGACUCUAGCUUGUUUCGUGCACAUGGAGUUACCAUUUUGGAAGAUUUCAUGAUAACUUUAGCUGACGGGAUCUCCAGCAUCUAUCUAGAGCUUAUCUCUGUAGAUGGAAGCUUAUCAAAUGAAACGAAUUCGGGAGGAUUAGAAAUCUGUAAUCUUUCCAGCCGGGCACUUCAAAAACUGCGUAACGAGGUAGCCUUGUACCAGUGGUUGCAUCAGAAUCUGGAGGCAGUUGUGUCCAUGUACGAAGAUCGGUUUGACCUCUACGUCCUUCAAACUCAGGUCAUCAGCGAAAAAAACACGGACAGAGUUCAGACAGGAAGCCUUAAUUGGUGGAGAAAGCUUACAACAGGACAAACUAAAGCUGCAUCUUCAUCGCCAACCGUACGAUACUCCAUAAUCAGCGAUUUCUCUUUGCCCGUGAAGCGAACCAAGGAGCUAAAGGCUCUGUCGGGAUGGAGGUACUACUUCAGUCUGUUCCUGGAGUUAUCAGACAUUAGCAUGCCGAUAAUAAGAAUCGGAUUGGAGAAAUUUAGUAGCAUUGUAUCGUUCUUCCUCGUCACAUUGAUCGGUAGGUCGGUCGGGCUCAUCUUCACCGGGAUUAGGCAAUCUCUCCGGUGGAAGUGAAUUCCAUGACAGUGAUAAGUGUUUUGUCUCCUGCCUUUUGAUUCUUUCUUCUCCUUCUUUUGGUUAGUAAGAGGUAUGAUAGUGAAGCAUGAUUGAUAUGUUUUUUUCCCCUUGACUCCAUUGUUUAAAAACCUUCACUUGCCUCCAUUGUCUUGCCGCAAGGUCUCCCAUCCCAUUUCUUUAGCGCGAGAAUAAAUUUACCAUGUU
Tarenaya hassleriana is the source of this 1975-nucleotide messenger RNA. RefSeq lists its product as uncharacterized. Bases 215 to 1768 code for a protein of 517 amino acids. NCBI's taxonomy places the organism in Eukaryota, Viridiplantae, Streptophyta, Magnoliopsida, Brassicales, Cleomaceae. The transcript has 8 exons. The record is from RefSeq and is a predicted model, not a curated record.